Equus quagga is the source of this 1947-nucleotide messenger RNA. RefSeq names its product SAYSVFN motif domain containing 1 (gene SAYSD1). The transcript is spliced from 2 exons. The coding region runs from base 610 to 1404 and encodes 264 amino acids. The record is from RefSeq and is a predicted model, not a curated record. Lineage: Eukaryota; Metazoa; Chordata; Mammalia; Perissodactyla; Equidae.
AAUAUUUCAGCCUCAAUUAUGUGAGUGGCUCUUAGCCAGAGGCUUAGAGCUUUAAAAAUCCAUCUAACAGUCCCUGACCGGAAGUGUGACCUUUGGGUGAGCAUCUAUUAGAAGAGUGCACAAGGCAGCCCUCAGGGUAAUAGAAAUGUUCUUUAUUCCGGAAGAAGGUAUAUAGGUGUAUCCAUAAGUACAAGCCUAUUUAGCAGUACACUUAAGAUGUAUUUUAAGUUUCACUGGAAUAAAUUUUUUUUUAAGUUUCCGAUCUAUCUAGACACAUCAACAGGUAGUUUCCAUCGUGGUUCGAGCGAUGAUAGACGUCUGCACGGCCCGCCUGCCAGACGAGCAGCGAGAAAGCCUCUCCAAGUGCAAAGAUCGGUAAGCCCGUUAAAAGGGAAAGUGGACGCUGCCUUCCUUCGGACACCAGAACCUCCCAGAGAUCAAGGGCCUUCUUCAACGCCCUGGGACCACCUUCUCAAUCUGGCGCCCAAGAUGAGCGCUCAACUGCUCAAGAAUGCUCCACCUGCUGGGGAACAGAUCCCUGAAGAGAGAUGGAGCCAGGGGCAAGAGAGAGGAACAAUGGGGCAGUCUGUAUGCUUCAGAUUCUGAACGAUGCAGCGUGAACGUGCCCACAGCGUCCACGCGGUUUUGGAGGAGACUGUUAGCCAUACAGCCGGCCCCGGAACUUCACAAACCAGUGCACGCGGAGCCCCAGGGCCACAGGCCCCGAGCGCGCACGCGCAGCACAGAGCCUUCGCUACGCAGGCGCACCGCGGCCCUGCGCCAGGCAAAGAGGAGGGCCGGAGACCGCAGGCGGGCGCGCGCUGCCGGGCGUGGGGGAGCGACGGCCGCGCCAUGGAACAGCGGUUAGCUGAGUUCCGGGAGGCCCGCAAACGGGCCGGGCAGGCGGCCGAACCCAGCCCUUCGAGGCAGAGCGCACAAACCUCGGGAGAGAAGGCGGAAGCAGCUGCGACUCCAAGGGCAGCCUCAGGCUGGCUAAAACGGUUUCUGGGGUGGAAACCGAGGCCCGCGAGUGCCCAGACCCAGCCCAGCGUCGCUCAGGAAGCCGCUCAGCCUGGGAGCAGCACAUCACAGCCACCACGGAAUACAGCCAUUCCUCUGCCAUCGCCACGGGACCAGUCUAUCCUGACCAACAUCACCUUCUUGAAGGUUCUUCUCUGGCUGGUCCUGCUCGGACUGUUUGUGGAACUGGAAUUUGGCUUGGCUUAUUUUGUCCUGUCUUUGUUCUACUGGAUGUACGUUGGGACACGAGGCCCGGGAGAGAAGAAGGCGGGAGAGAAGAGCGCCUACUCUGUGUUCAACCCGGGCUGCGAGGCCAUCCAGGGCACUCUGACUGCGGAGCAGUUUGAGCGCGAGCUACAGUUUCGACCCCUGGAGGGGAGAUAGGACCAGGCUCUGCUGUCCUGCAGCUGGCCUCCACGUGGUCAGCUUAGCCCCAGGGCGUGGACUUGUGGGCUUGAUUUCAGGUGCCCAAGACUAAGGGCAGCGUGCAGGUUAGCCCUGUGAGCACGCGGUUCUGCAUUCUCUCCCUGAUCUUCCGCUGCAAUUUUUUCUUUGAACUUUGCUUUGGUUUUGGUGAAACUCCCAGAAAGACACUUACUGUGGGUCUGACGCAAUUUAUAAAAAUUACGUACAAAAUAAUUAAAAAAAUAAAGGAGACCCGUGUCUCAUUAUUUGAGAGAGGUGAUUUUAGAGCACUAGGAAGGCACUGGGGACAUAGCUGUUUGAAGUCAUGGUCGGGUACAUUGGGACUGUGCAUUCAAAGUGAAUGUUCUCUUUCAGUCCUUUCAUAUUUAUAGCAUUUUUCCCCCUAAGAAGCUUAAAUUGCAAGUUUUGUUUUUUGGGUUUUGUUUUUAUCUCUUCCUGCUUUAAGGCUUGCUUUUUCGGUCAUUAAUGAUUUUGAAAAAUAAAAUAUCUUUAAAACGUGUA